Messenger RNA from Capsaspora owczarzaki ATCC 30864, 2210 nucleotides. RefSeq lists its product as hypothetical. The record is from RefSeq and is a predicted model, not a curated record. Lineage: Eukaryota; Filasterea; Ministeriida; Capsasporidae. The transcript is spliced from 2 exons. The coding region runs from base 1 to 2142 and encodes 713 amino acids.
AUGUUGGCUGCUGGAUGCCUCCGUCGCACGAGCGCUGCGGUCGCUGGGCGAUCACGACUGCCGCUGCCACAUGGCGCCAGUCAGCAACCACGCGUCGCCCUGCCGCGCUCGCUCUCAACACUGUGCGUUGCGACACAGCAAGGUAGCCGCCAUCGUCAUUCCCAUCGUCUUCAUCAGGAUGGUGUCGCGAGCGCAGGCGCAGGCCGAAUCGCCGCCGCUGCAAUGCUUCAGCCAGCCAAGCCAUUGCCACUCACACGCCAAGCGCUGCGUGCAAUGUCAUCAUCAUCGUCGUCGUCAUCGUCGCAGGAGACGACGACUACAACUGCCAAUAGUAUCACUACUGCGGCUCCAACUGCAGCGACUGCUGGCCACGCGGUUUUUACUCUCGCUCCAACUCAGACUGCAGCUGCUCCCGUUGCUGCUCCCGUUGCUGCUGCUGCUGUUGCUGCAACCCCGAUCGAAGUGGUCGAGUCGGUCGAGCCCGACGCUGCUGACUCCUCCCCCAAGCCAGCAGAUAUCGUUGUUGAAGUCGAGGAAAGCUUGCCGACUGCAUCCAACGAAGUCGCACCGACAGCUUCAGUAAGCAAGGCUGAGCCCCAUCCCGGCUCGCCGAUUCACGCCUUUGCCUUGCCAAAGCCCGCAGAGACCGUUUCCGAAGCCCAUCCCGGCUCGCCGAUUCAUGCCUUUGCCUUGCCAAAGCCCGCAGAAAUUGUUUCCAAAGCUAUUGUUUCCGAAGCCCAUCCCGGCUCGCCGAUUCACGCCUUCGCCUUGUCAAAGCCCGCAGAGGCUGUUUCCGAAGCUAUUGUUUCCGAAGCCCAUCCCUUGACCACUCCGGUUGCUGCUGAAGCAGCCCAUCCUGGCUCGCCCAUUCACGCCUUCGUCGCUCAUGAUACACCCGCGUCCAAAGCAAGCGCCGAAUCUGCUGAGGCUUCUUCAGGCGAAACGUCUCUUGAACAGGACAAACCAGACACGGCAUCAACCAAGUCUCAUGUUCGCGCUGCUCGUGGCUCAACCGCAGUGCCCGUCAAGCAAGCACUCGUCACUGUGCUGGCAAACUCGCUCGUCGGUCUCCAGGAUGGCGUGUUGCCCACCACCUUGCUCAAGCGCGUCUCUUACAACAAUCCCGACCAGACUGAUGCUGCUCUCAAGGUCGUUCAGCAAGUCGACGCUCUUGUGGAAGCCCGGCUUGAAAAGAAUCGCGAGGAAGUCAAAAUCGAGAACAAACUACGCGAAGAAGCGGCUGCUCGCGCGGCGGCUGCAUCUACCAGUACCACAGUCCCGACUGCACCUGCUUCAUCGCCAACACCAUCGGCGGGGCCCAUCUCGAUUUCCGUGGGCAAGUUUGCCGCGUCCCAAUCCUCGCAACCAGCAGCAGCAGCAGCAGCAGCAGCAGCCUCCACAUCUUCCACUGGGCCGCAUUUGGUCACGCCCGGCAUGGUGCAGCCUCGACGCUUCACCGAGCCCUCGAGUGUUUACUCGCGCAUCGCUGGAUCGUUGGACAUUGAUUCGAACGACAUGCCAUGGAACCUUCCCGGCAUUGUGAGCGCGCUUGACGCCCAUCCUGCAGGCGACGCACGUGUGCCUCACCGAGGCGGUGUUGUGCUGCAUCAGUCGCCUCCCUCUGUCAACAGCGGCCCUGGGUUUGCCUUGACCAGCUCACAUUCCGCGACCCCCACAGCUGUAUCCUCUCUCAGUGGCGCUACCUUCCACGUUCAGCAUCAGUACAUUAUCACAAAUGGAAUGCUUCCUGCUGCGCCCACUGCCACCGCAGGCUCUCCAGCAGGCGACGCCCCAACCCCGAGCAUUGCCGCGCUAAGCGCUCAAUUGAAGCUAAUGGAAGGCAUGCUGCAAGAGAUGACCGCUAUGGUCCACGCUUUGAAGGUCGGUGCCAACCCGGCAUCAAACCAGGCAUCCACAAACCAAUAUUCGCGCCCGGCAUCGACAUUGUCCACUGCGCCUUCAUCGGCUUCCGCCUCAUCUUGGAGCGCGCCCAACCGAGUGCGCCGCAUCACGAUCGGUCGCAACCAAAAGCCCUCGUUCGCUCCUGCUUCGGAAUCUCCUGCGGCUUCAGCUGCCCCUGCCGUGGCAGUGGAAACCCCAAACGCUUCAAGCACGCCAUCAUCGUCGAAGGACUCGAAAUGAGGAGGAAUUGGGAAAAAAAUACAAAUUGAAUACUGAUUUGGUUUCUUAUUAAAAAUAUUGUCUGCGCG